This is a messenger RNA of Neoarthrinium moseri, 1689 nucleotides long. RefSeq lists its product as uncharacterized. The transcript is spliced from 3 exons. Gene Ontology annotation, biological process: transmembrane transport. The coding region runs from base 1 to 1689 and encodes 562 amino acids. The record is from RefSeq and is a predicted model, not a curated record. Gene Ontology annotation, molecular function: transmembrane transporter activity. NCBI's taxonomy places the organism in Eukaryota, Fungi, Ascomycota, Sordariomycetes, Amphisphaeriales, Apiosporaceae.
AUGGUCCUGACCAAACAGAAAACAUUACCAAACCGCGAUGACUUUCCGACCGUCCAGCUCUUCCUAUUAGCCAUCGUCCGUCUUGCGGAGCCCAUUGCCCUCACGUCCAUAUUUCCAUAUGCCUGGUCAUUGGUCAAGAGAUUCAAGAUCGGGAAGGAGCAAAAUGCCUCCUUCUAUGCCGGGCUCCUUAUCUCGGCCUUUGCCCUGGCCGAGGCAUCCAUGGGCAUGUAUUGGGGCGGUGUCUCCGAUCGUAUAGGUCGAAAGCCCGUGUUGCUGCUGGGCUGCGUCGGAACUAUGUUCAGCCUGAUACUGGUUGGCUUCUCCACGAAUUUCUGGGUUGCUCUGAUCGGUCGUGCUCUCGGCGGGCUUCUCAACGGCAACAUAGGUGUUAUCCAGACCAUGGUGGGUGAACUUUGCACGAAGAAGGAGCAUGAGCCCAGGGCAUAUGCCGUCAUGCCUUUCGUAUGGUCCAUCGGCACAAUUGUUGGCCCCAGCAUCGGUGGACUUUUUGCAGAACCUCACGAAUCCUGGCCCAAUGCAUUCCCCGAGGGGACAUUAUUUGCGAAUUUUCCUUACCUGAUGCCCAAUCUCAUAUGCGCAGCAUUACUGCUUGUUAGCAUUGGCUUUGGGUACUUCUUCCUACAGGAGACACAUCACGACAAGAUCCCCCAUGUAAUGCUCCCCGACGAUACUUAUGUCUCUACGGAGACCCCUCUUCUCGAGACAUCCGAUGCGUUGAAGCAUCCAGCUGUCGACAUUCGUUCUGAGACGUACGGAACCUUUAGGAACAGCACCGAACUCAGACGUGAGGUCCCUUGCGUCAAGCAGCCUGAGAAGGGUGGCCACGUUGCCAUAUUCACCAGGCGGAUCAUCGCCCUCAUCGUUGCCCUGGCCAUCUUCACGUACCACUCAAUGACGUAUGACCACCUGAUGCCAAUCUUCUUUGAGGACGCGAAAGUCCCGUUCAGUUCUUAUUCUGGUGGGCUUACUGCCGCAUUCAACCCGUUCUACACGCCAGGCGGACUUGGCUUGUCUAUGCGGUCUGUAGGGGCGAUUUUGGCUGUUGAUGGAGUUAUCGCACUCUUCGUUCAAGCCGUCAUCUUCCCAAUCGCGGCCGCGCAGAUAGGGGUUUACCGGCUGUUCAUCUUGGUGGCCGUUCUGCAUCCCAUUGCCUACCUCAUUAUGCCAUUCCUGCUCUACGUCCCGGACUCGCUACUGUACUUUGCCAUCUACACUUUCCUAGCAAUCCGGAAUGUCCUGUCCCUCAUCCACUAUCCUCUGCUCCUCAUUCUGAUCAAGGAUGCGACCCCAUGCUCGACGGUCUUGGGGAAGGUGAAUGGGCUUGCAGCAAGCGCAGGAGCUGCCUGCAGGAUGGUCGCGCCUCCAGUUGCGGGCUACUUAUACACGAUAGGGAGCCAGCACGCGUUCAACGCCCUUGCCUGGUAUGGCAGCGCCGUCGUGGCAGCGAUUGGCGCGGUACAGUGUUUCGCAGUCAAGCCGAUCAAGAACAACGAUGUCUCAGAGGAGGCGGGAAUCGACACGAGAAAGUCGAUUGAUACUGUGACAAUCGUCGUUGAGGAAGUCUCUGACGAGGAAACGCAGCUCAGGCAACCCCAGGGCGAAAGGGAUCAGAAUGCGAUGGGGCCUUAUGAUAGGACGUCGCAAAAGCCGCUCGUCAGUGUGGUUUGA